This is a messenger RNA of Kwoniella shivajii, 738 nucleotides long. Its product is annotated as SBDS family rRNA metabolism protein. Lineage: Eukaryota; Fungi; Basidiomycota; Tremellomycetes; Tremellales; Cryptococcaceae. Gene Ontology annotation, biological process: ribosome biogenesis; cytosolic ribosome assembly. The record is from RefSeq and is a predicted model, not a curated record. The coding region runs from base 1 to 738 and encodes 245 amino acids. The transcript has 6 exons.
AUGAACAAACAACCGGGAACCCAAAUAAAAUUGACCAAUGUCAGUAUAGUGCGGAUGAAGAAAGGUGGAAAGAGGUUCGAGAUUGCAUGCUAUCAAAAUAAAGUAUCAGAGUUCCGUUCAGGCGUUGAGACCGAUCUUUCUGAAGUACUCCAGAUAGAGCAAGUGUUUACGAACGUACCGAAAGGUCAAGUAGCAAAGAGAGAUGACUGGGCGAAGUGUUUCGUGACGGACGAUAUAAACAAAGUGAUUGAAGAAAUCCUUCGCAAAGGAGAAUUGCAAAUCAACAAUCUCGAACGAUCACAUCAACUAUCAUCUCUGUCAAGGGAAAUAGCCACGUUGGUAACGGAAAUGACAGUGGAUCCAACAACGAAUCGUAAACAUACUGUUGGAAUGAUUGAGAAAUCAAUGUCAGAAGUUGGAUAUUCAGUCAAAGCUGACAAACCCGCAAAAGCACAAGCAUUAGAAUUGAUCAAGAAGCUAAGUGAAGGUGGUGAAAAUGUAUUACCUAUCAGAAGAGCAAGGAUGAGAGUCAGAAUCACGAUGCCCGGUAAAGACGGAAAGAGGAUAAAAGAAAGUGUGAUGAAAGAAGUAGAAGAAGUAGAAGAAGACGAUAUGGGUAUGGAAUGGGAAGCUAUCGUGCAAAUAAAUCCUGGCUCUUUCCGGACGAUCACUGAUUUGGUGAACAAUGAGACCAAAGGAAAAGGUAGAGUGGAAGUGAUGGGUAAUGUGGGUAAUUAG